Opisthorchis viverrini is the source of this 447-nucleotide messenger RNA. RefSeq lists its product as hypothetical. The transcript has 3 exons. NCBI's taxonomy places the organism in Eukaryota, Metazoa, Platyhelminthes, Trematoda, Opisthorchiida, Opisthorchiidae. Bases 1 to 447 code for a protein of 148 amino acids. The record is from RefSeq and is a predicted model, not a curated record.
AUGAACACAAACUCGCAGCCAAAAGGCACGGCCUAUUUUCGUUCGUCUCCGUACACGAAUAUCAGGAUGGACACAAGUUCAACUGGAGCACCAUUCACAUAUUGGCUCAAGCGAGAACAAAGAAAGACCAACACAGAGUCGGACAAAGUAAAAAGAAACAAUCAGGCUGCAGCAAGGAAACUAUCAAAAAUAGAAGCUGCCGUCACAACCAGCCAGAUUCAAGGAAGGAAAACCACAACGAAACACAGAGCGGGAACGGACCAACUGCAAACAGACCCGAAGCACCCCAAAGCAGCCAUCCAAAGAACCAAUAGAAUAAAAGGCACACAGACCACAACGCAGCAAAAAAUCACGCUUUGGCAAACUGGCAGUAUCCCAGCCCUCGUGCUUCCUUCGGGUGGCGUGGCAGCUAGGCACCGAAAGGGUGCUAUAGCUGAACGAAAUUAG